Molecule: messenger RNA, 922 nt
Organism: Rhododendron vialii
Lineage: Eukaryota; Viridiplantae; Streptophyta; Magnoliopsida; Ericales; Ericaceae
Exons: 4
Coding region: 126-500 (124 amino acids)
Biological process (GO): translation; ribosomal large subunit assembly
Cellular component (GO): ribosome
Molecular function (GO): structural constituent of ribosome; rRNA binding
Source: RefSeq, a predicted model, not a curated record
CCCACUUCAUCGUCUUCCAAGUUCACAGCAGAUUGAAGUCCCCUACCAAACCCAGUUCACACCAGGCGGGAACUGGUGUUCGAUCGUCGUCGCCGGUUUUACGCGCGCGCGCACACAGAGAGAAGAUGAACAAGAAGGAGAUACUGAAGCUAGCGAAGGGAUUCAGAGGGAGGGCGAAGAACUGCAUAAGGAUAGCAAGAGAGAGAGUAGAGAAGGCCCUUCAGUACUCUUACAGAGACCGCCGCAACAAGAAGCGGGACAUGCGCUCCCUCUGGAUCGAGCGCAUCAACGCUGGCACCCGCUUACAUGGCGUUAAAUAUGGCAACUUUAUGCAUGGCUUGACAAAGGAGAAUAUCCAACUUAACAGGAAAGUACUGUCAGAGAUCUCUAUGCACGAGCCACACAGCUUCAAGGCCCUCGUCAACAUUUCCCACAAUGCCUUUCCUGGAAACAAGAAAGUGGUCCCCCCUAAAAAGGAAGGCCUUGCCGUUCUUCUUUAGUUGGCUAUUUAUUUGGGUCACAGGUUCAUGCGUGAUCCGGAUAAAGGCCUGAUGAAGGCAUUGGCAGAAGGGGGGCAAAGACUCUGUAUAUUGAAGGAUAUGUUCAUACCAAAGAUGUGUACUAGUUCCUUCUUCCCAGUUAACAAACAUGUACUUGCUAAAACUUUUGAUUGUCCAAAUUGUUCAGAAAUUUAUUCCUUCGGACGAGUUCUGUUGUAAUGUUUUCUUCUAUAAACCAGGCUGCUGUUGCAGAGUUUUCAAAAUUCGCGGAGCUUCAGAAAUAUGUGUUUUUGUAUGUAUAAGCUCUUGCGAAUGUGCGUCGGUGAGAGAGACGGAUUUCAAAGAGUUGUAAAAGGUUUUGCAUUGCUUCAAAAUGGCCCAAGGAUCAUGUUACCUAUAUCUACAACUCCCCUUUUACUGAA